Messenger RNA from Carya illinoinensis, 435 nucleotides. RefSeq lists its product as uncharacterized. NCBI's taxonomy places the organism in Eukaryota, Viridiplantae, Streptophyta, Magnoliopsida, Fagales, Juglandaceae. Bases 1 to 435 code for a protein of 144 amino acids. Gene Ontology annotation, molecular function: RNA-DNA hybrid ribonuclease activity; nucleic acid binding. The record is from RefSeq and is a predicted model, not a curated record. The transcript has a single exon.
AUGGGAGUGGGGAUCAUUAUAAGGGACGAGGAGGGAGAACCUUUAGUUGUUGUCUGUGACCAAAGGAAUUAUGUGGAAGAUCCAGCAGUGGCAAAAUACGUGGCUUUGAGGAAGGCUUUGGAGAUAUGCAGUGAAUUAAACAUUCACAAUGCUAUUUUUGAAGGUGAUGCUAGGAAUGUUAUCUUGGCAAUCCAAAGGGAAGAAGAAGAUUUGUCAGUUUUAGGACCAUUGAUAGAGGAUGCAAAGUCUUUUUUCAGAAUUUAUAGAGAUUGGCAAUUGCAAUUUGCACAUAGAGAGAAAAAUACAGUGGCACAUUGUCUAGCAAAAACAGCUUUAGGUUUGCUAGAAAAAAUGGUUUGGAUAGAAGAUACGCCAGCCUUUGUAGCAAAGGGACUGGAUUUUGACAGAUCAUGUAACACAGAUUAUCAUCAAUGA